Molecule: messenger RNA, 1392 nt
Organism: Penicillium malachiteum
Lineage: Eukaryota; Fungi; Ascomycota; Eurotiomycetes; Eurotiales; Aspergillaceae
Product: putative l-fucose permease
Exons: 7
Coding region: 1-1392 (463 amino acids)
Biological process (GO): transmembrane transport
Molecular function (GO): transmembrane transporter activity
Source: RefSeq, a predicted model, not a curated record
AUGGGAGUCAAGAACUUCCUCAAUAAACGUUCUGGUCUGCGUGUUGAUAAUCGGACUACUACCUCGGCUUCAACCUUGACACUUCGCCAGAGUCUAUGGCCUCUCAGUCUAGUUACAAUUUUAUUCUUUCUAUGGGGUUUUGCAUACGGUCUACUGGAUACAUUGAAUAAACACUUCCAAAAUACUCUACAUAUUGAUCGAGGUCGUUCUGCUGGCCUCCAAGCUGCUUAUUUCGGUGCAUAUCCUCUCGCCUCACUGGGUUACGCAAACUGGCUCCUACGUCACUUCGGAUACAAGACCGUGUUUAUCUUCGGAUUAACAUUAUAUGGUAUUGGUGCACUGUGCAUGUGGCCUGCUGGUCUACAUCAAUCCUUUGGUGGAUUCUGUGGUGCCACAUUCGUCAUUGGAUCUGGAUUGGGAUCUUUGGAGACGGCUGCAAAUCCAUAUCUAACAGUCUGUGGUCCACCUCGCUACUCCGAAAUCCGAAUAAACUUCGCGCAAGCAUUCAACGCAAUCGGUACAGUCGUCGGCCCAGUCCUAGGUUCCUAUGCCUUCUUCACUGAAACAGAAGAUGAUGUCGAAGCCCUCCAGCGUGUUCAAUGGGUAUACCUUGCAAUUGGAAUCUUCGUUUUCUGUCUAGCUGUUGUAUUCUUCUUCUCAAAUAUACCCGAAGUCACAGAUGAGGAUAUGGCAUUCCAGGUCUCGACGACUCAUGUGGAUGAGCAGGAUAAACCGUUUCGGAAGCAAUGGAAGUUGUUUCAUGCUACUUUGGCGCAGUUUACAUAUACAGGUGCUCAGGUUGCCAUUGCGGGCUACUUUAUUAACUAUGCAGUCGAUACCUGGCCUGGAACCGAUAGUGCUAAAGGUGCGAAGCUUUUAGCCGGAGCUCAAGGUGCUUUUGCUGUGGGUCGAUUCUUAGGAUCUGGAUUGAUGAAAUAUACGAAGGCACGUUAUGUCUUCUUUGUUUAUCUUUCUUGUUGUGUGGCGUUUCUAGCCGCUGCUGUUACGCAGAGAGAGCAAAAGGGUAUUGCUAUGCUCUUCAUGACACUCUUCUUCGAAUCCGUCUGUUUCCCUACUAUCGUCGCACUGGGAAUCCGUGGGCUGGGUAGACAUUAUAAACGUGGUUCUGGAUUCAUUGUUGGUGGUGUCUGCGGUGGUGCUGUUGUACCUCCGAUACUAGGACAUGUUGCUGAUAUGCGUAAUGAUACUGGGUUUGCGAUGAUUGUUCCUACUAUGUUCAUGGUUGUUGCUUGGACAUAUGCCGUUGCUGUUAAUUUUGUACCGGAGUAUCGUGAUACUGUUGAUAAAAUUGGUGAAAGUACUGUUGGGAUUCAGGAGGGUGAUAAGGAUGAGAAGAGGGAUGCUGGGGAUGAGGAGGCUGGGAGGACAUAG